Molecule: messenger RNA, 450 nt
Organism: Solanum stenotomum
Lineage: Eukaryota; Viridiplantae; Streptophyta; Magnoliopsida; Solanales; Solanaceae
Exons: 3
Coding region: 141-365 (74 amino acids)
Biological process (GO): protein insertion into mitochondrial inner membrane; protein import into mitochondrial matrix
Cellular component (GO): TIM23 mitochondrial import inner membrane translocase complex
Source: RefSeq, a predicted model, not a curated record
UUUAUUUUUUUUUCAAAUUUCACAAAAUAUCGACAAAUGUCCACUUAGGAAGUAAUUGAGAAUUGUCUUCCAAGGCAAUAAGGUUUUACAUAUAUUUGUUGCGGCACUGCAAAACGCCUCAUUUGAGAAGAGAGAAAAAUAUGGCAAGAGAUAGUUGUCUAGCGAGAGUAACUGCUGGUGUUGCUAUAGGCGGUGCAGUUGGUGGCGCUGUUGGUGCUGUAUAUGGAACUUAUGAGGCUGUUAGGUUCAAGGUGCCUGGACUUCUGAAAAUCAGAUACAUUGGACAAACUACUUUGGGAAGUGCAGCCAUUUUUGGACUCUUCUUGGGUGCUGGGAGCUUGAUACACUGUGGAAAGUCUUACUGAGCAUAUAUUUGCUAGCUGUGUGGAAUUGAAUUGUUGUAAUCAGAAUAAUGUGCUUCUGCAAUUUCAAUAUAUUUGAGUUUAGUGA